AUGAAAACAACUCAUGUGCCAGCUUCGCCAGCCGGCUCCAGUGCGUUACAGCGCAAAAUUCAACCCGCUAAUCUGCUGUUGGGCGCGGGAGUGUCGAUGUUCGAGAUCACCACUUUGGGGCAGCCUCUUGAAGUGCUCAAAACUCAUUUGGCUGCGCACCGAGAUUGUCGAUUGCGAGACGCGAUUUCUCAAGUGUGGUCACGAGGAGGCUUCAAAGGUUUCUAUCAAGGCUUGAUACCCUGGGCGUGGAUCGAGGCAAGCUCUGCAGGCGCCAUCCUCAUAUUUACCGCUGCAGAACUCGAAUCCCUUUCGGUUCGGCAAUUCAAUCUUUCACCUGCGAGCGCUGGGCUGAUCGGCGGAUGUGGAGGUGGCAUAGCCCAAGCCUAUCUGACUAUGGGCGUUAGUACAACAAUGAAAGUAGGUAACUCCCUCUCCCAUCUCAUAGAUAACUCGUGCCAGUAUGCCGAAUGGGAGUCCCGCCAAAGGAACAAUGACGGAAUCCGAGGCAUAAACAAAGGGGUGCACGCCGUUGCGCUUCGGCAAUGUACACUUCGGCAAUGUACAAAUUGGGGAUCACGGAUGGGUUUUGCACGUCUAGCUGAAGAUGGGAUCCGCAGUCUACGCGGUAGACCCGCCGAAUCAUCAUUGAGUGCUUCAGAAAAACUAAUCAGUAGCAGCAUUGGAGGAGCCUUGGGUUGUUGGAAUCAUCCAAUCGAAGUAGUGCGGGUAGAGAUGCAAUCGAUGGCUCAACCCCGUCCCGGACGGCCAGCUAAACUUACAAUUCUGAACACAAUGGGAUUCAUUUAUCGAGAGAACGGGGUUCGAGGUCUGUUCAAGGGCGUUUUACCUCGCUUAGGUCUCAGCGUUUGGCGGACAGUGUGCUUUGUGUCCGUUGUUGAUUUUGCAAAGGCAUGGUGGCGAGGUAGUACUUGA
Messenger RNA from Melampsora larici-populina 98AG31, 933 nucleotides. RefSeq lists its product as uncharacterized. Gene Ontology annotation, biological process: mitochondrial citrate transmembrane transport; alpha-ketoglutarate transport. Gene Ontology annotation, cellular component: mitochondrion. NCBI's taxonomy places the organism in Eukaryota, Fungi, Basidiomycota, Pucciniomycetes, Pucciniales, Melampsoraceae. Gene Ontology annotation, molecular function: tricarboxylate secondary active transmembrane transporter activity. The transcript is spliced from 8 exons. The record is from RefSeq and is a predicted model, not a curated record. Bases 1 to 933 code for a protein of 310 amino acids.